Molecule: messenger RNA, 1298 nt
Organism: Eptesicus fuscus (big brown bat)
Lineage: Eukaryota; Metazoa; Chordata; Mammalia; Chiroptera; Vespertilionidae
Gene: DPM1
Product: dolichyl-phosphate mannosyltransferase subunit 1, catalytic
Exons: 9
Coding region: 3-695 (230 amino acids)
Biological process (GO): protein O-linked glycosylation via mannose; GPI anchor biosynthetic process
Cellular component (GO): endoplasmic reticulum membrane
Molecular function (GO): dolichyl-phosphate beta-D-mannosyltransferase activity
Source: RefSeq, a predicted model, not a curated record
AGAUGAGCUGGCUUCCCUGGCUGGUGGCCGGCAGUUGGCCGCGCGAGGCGGCCCUGCUCUCUCCGGCUGGUGAGGGAAGUCUCCCGGAGGAGGCCACCCUGCGAGGGAUGCAGAGGCGGAGACCUCUGGGGUUCUGUCCCUGUCUCGGGUUCUCCUUCCUGCCCUUUGGAAUCGACUAUGAAAUUAUAAUCAUAGAUGAUGGGAGCCCAGAUGGAACAAGGGAGGUUGCUGAACAGUUGGAGAAGAUCUAUGGAUCAGACAAAAUUCUUCUAAGACCACGGGAGAAAAAGUUGGGACUAGGAACUGCAUAUAUACAUGGAAUGAAACAUGCCACAGGAAACUACAUAAUUAUAAUGGAUGCUGAUCUCUCACACCAUCCAAAAUUUAUUCCUGAAUUCAUUAGAAAGCAAAAGGAAGGUAAUUUUGACAUUGUCUCUGGAACUCGCUACAAAGGAAAUGGAGGUGUUUAUGGCUGGGAUUUGAAAAGAAAAUUAAUCAGCCGUGGGGCCAAUUUUAUAACUCAGAUUUUGCUGAGACCAGGAGCAUCUGAUUUAACAGGAAGUUUCAGGUUAUAUCGAAAAGAAGUUCUACAGAAAUUAAUAGAAAAAUGUGUUUCUAAAGGCUACGUUUUCCAGAUGGAAAUGAUUGUUCGAGCAAGACAGUUGAAUUAUACUAUUGGCGAGGUAUGCAAUUAAUGAUCCUACCAGAAAUGAAUACCAGAGUAUUAAACCAUUGGUGCCAUUUUGAGCUUUGCCUAUUCCCAUAGUUGAAUCCAUAGGACACAUUGCAGUAAGAGCCUCUACUGUUGCAUUUCCCUUUUACACAGAGCUGUGCAGGGCGCACCAGGGAUCCACCUUCCUCAGGAAGUAACUUCUCUCAUUAUUAAUUACUAGAAAAAUCAUCACUGUUUUAUGUAAAAUUGCUUUUAAGCUAACAUAAAUAAAUAUAAUAUCCUUUUUAAAAAGUAUUUAGAAUCUGUUCUCAUUCAUCCAAACCCGAAGUUGUUUUCAUUAUCAAGCAUCUGGAGCAGAGAUGAACUGAGUACCUCAGAGAACCCACUAGAAGUAAUGCCUUCUCAGUCCUCCACUAGAGUAGAUACCUUUUGCCUUUUUAAUCUUUUCAGUUCUUACUCCCACAAUCAUUACAACACUAUGACUUAUUGAAGUUUACACUAAAGAAAGUAUUUGAGCAGUGAAGACUUCCACCAUUUGGAAGUUAUUAGAAAAGAAUCGAGACUAUUUAGAUACAUUUUUGUACUAAAUAUGGUGACUUAAACAUUAAAAUCAUUUACAUGUGAA